GGUACCGGGGGGGCUGGAAGCGGCGACUGGCGGGAUAAGGGGCGUCCAGCAGGCUCCAUCUUUUAUCCGUUUAAGAAGGAAAACCAGUGGCCCCUCGACCUCUUCGUCUCCCUCUCACCCCUGAGCUUCGGCCUUCGCUCGCCGAACCAGACAAUGGCCGUCGCGGCCUCGUCCCUCUCUUCUUCGUUUUCUUCUCUCUCCAUCUCUUCUUCCCCCUCGGACUCCAAAUCCCUCUUCCUGCGAGGGACCUCCCUCCGCGUCUCCCUUCCCCAAACGAAGGCUCCUCUCCUCUCUCUCAAGCGCUCGUCUUCCACGCCCCUUCUCAGGCGCACGCCAAUCGUCUCCGCUGUUGCUUCGGUUGAGGCGCCGGAACUCCAGGCGUACGUCAAGUCCCGCCUACCUGGUGGCUUCGCUGCGCAGCCCAUCUUCGGCACAGGCCGCCGGAAGUGCGCCACCGCCCGCGUCGUCCUUCAGGAAGGGACUGGGAGGUUCAUCAUCAAUUACCGCGAUGCCAAGGAGUAUCUUCAGGGCAAUCCACUGUGGCUGCAAUACAUCAAGGUCCCCUUGUUAACAUUGGGGUAUGAAAGUUCAUAUGAUGUUUUUGUCAAAGCAGGGGGAGGGCUGUCUGGUCAGGCUCAGGCCAUCUCUCUUGGGAUUGCACGUGCCCUGCUCAAGGUGAGUGAAAUCCACAGGAGCCCACUGAGAAAGGAAGGCCUUCUAACGAGAGACUCGAGAGUUGUUGAGAGGAAGAAGGCUGGCUUGAAGAAGGCCAGGAAGCGUCCCCAGUAUUCUAAACGUUGAGGUUUGUUCUUUUGUCAUCCUUCAAAUGGUUUCUGGUCUCAAGCUUCAUUGGGCUUUAGCGGUCAUUACCUAGCAACUUCUCAUCAGGAAAUGUAUCUAAUGCGUUCUUUUUUCCCUUAUUCAAGUUCUAAAUUUCUUGGAUUGUUUUUCCCACCAUUUCUAGUGUUUGCCUUUUGUUUACCGAUGGAUUCGCUUGGGAGAUUGUAAUGCCUUUGUGAGUGUACAUGCUACCAUAUACUCGUAGAGGGAGAGAGAAUUGAGUGGGAGAUGAUGCAAUGGAAUGAAUGCGGUUGACUUCUGGUCUA
Molecule: messenger RNA, 1106 nt
Organism: Nymphaea colorata (pocket water lily)
Lineage: Eukaryota; Viridiplantae; Streptophyta; Magnoliopsida; Nymphaeales; Nymphaeaceae
Product: 30S ribosomal protein S9, chloroplastic
Biological process (GO): translation
Cellular component (GO): plastid small ribosomal subunit; mitochondrial small ribosomal subunit; ribosome
Molecular function (GO): structural constituent of ribosome; RNA binding
Source: RefSeq, a predicted model, not a curated record